Molecule: messenger RNA, 3206 nt
Organism: Fukomys damarensis (Damara mole-rat)
Lineage: Eukaryota; Metazoa; Chordata; Mammalia; Rodentia; Bathyergidae
Gene: Tmem106a
Product: transmembrane protein 106A
Exons: 8
Coding region: 761-1471 (236 amino acids)
Source: RefSeq, a predicted model, not a curated record
GAAGCCAGGCCCAGAGCCUCCGCGACCGACACAGGCGCUGUGCGGGCCCAGCUAGACCGCGGCCGUGGGGUGUCCAGGGUAAACCCGGCCCCGCCCCAGCCCCUCCCGGCUUUGGCGGCGGAGGGAGCCGGAUUCCAGCUGAAACUACCGCUGGUUUCGCUGCAGAGAUCUGCGUGUGCGCCCGGAGUGGUGCCGCAUACCUGUGAUCUCAGCACUCCGGAGGCUGAGGCAGGAGGAUGCAGUGAGUUGAGACCAGCUUGGGCUCCAUAAUGGGUUCGAGGCCAUUCUGAAUUUCAAUAGCGAGACCCUGUAUCAAUCAACCGAAAGUCUGUGUGGUUCAGCUUCCACCGCUGGGGGCCUGUGGGGAAGGACAGAGCAGGCCGGACAAGACUGACCCCAGGCUUCCUUUCGGCUCCAUCUUGGAAGGCGGUGAGGCAGAGGCGGCCUCCACACUGGACAGUCAGGGUUCUUGGCUGCACCUGGGACCCCAGCCUCCUUGGGAAAGAGCCCUGCCUCAGUUGAGCCAGCACCACCGGGCUCCCGGACGGAGCCCUUCCUCAGGCGCGAUGGCCUCUUCCAGGCCUGAGGGGAGUGGAGAUGCUUUAGGCUUUCCUGCCCAAGUCCCCGAGCCCGCCGAGCCCUUGCCCCUUGGCCGCGGGGCUGCCGCGCUGCCCUAGGGCUCCCUGGGCUGGAGGACUUGGAGCCAGGCUACUGCCCCGGUGUGUCCCGGCCUCAGCCUGAGCUGGGAAGACCCACCGAGAUGGGUGAGGCGUUUUCCCAACCCGGCUCCAGGGGAGGGGCCGAGCGCAGGCCGCUCCUGUCCCCCCGAGAGCCAGGCCAAGGGGCUGGCCGUGGCAGCUUCGUGCCCUGUCCUACCUGCCGGGGCAGCGGGGAGAUCCCCCAAGAGCGGGAGAAGCAGCUGGUGGCCCUCAUCCCGUAUGGGGACCAGAGGCUGGAGCCCAGGCGCACGAAGCUCUUCGUGUUCCUGGCGGUGCUCCUGUGCCUGGUCACCGCUGGCUUCGCCUUCUUUUUCCUCUUUCCCCGGAGCAUCAGUGUGCACCCCGCGGGCCUGAACUCCUCCACCGUGGCAUUUGACAAAGCCACUAUCCACCUCAACGCCACAAGUGUGCUGAACAUCUCCAACCCCAACUACUGCCCAGUCACUGUGACCCAGCUGACCGUCCAGGCCCUGCAUGUGUCCCUCCUGGUGGGCCAGCUGUCCGAGAGCCUCCUGCUUCCCAUCAGCCCUUUGGCCAGUGACCAGGUGCUGUACACCAUGGCCAGCAGGAUCUCGGAUGAGACCACCUACAAAAUCUGUACCUGGCCGGAGAUCAAGGUCCACUACGUGGUGCUACACAUCCAAGGCACCUUGACCACCUCCUACCUGGGCCACGAGGACCAACACAGCUUCGAGGGCUCGGAGUAUGUGGACUGCCGCCGGGGAAGGGUGCUGGAGCUCCACCCGCCCUGAUGCACCGAGGGACCUGGGGCCGUCCUCCCUGCCCACCCGCGCUCUCCCUCUCCUCCCACCCCUAAUGGUUCUUUGGGGCACCAGGGGCUUAUCACGCAUCGGCGCCGCCGUGGUGACAGCCAGGAGUCCGUGAUGUUGCCAGGGUCGAAGUGGGCCAUCCCGAGGGGCGGGGGUAGCCAGAUGUCAAGGGUUUAUAUUCAGUAAACCGGGAACAGCACCGCCGGGAGCCGCUGGCCGGAGGGCGCCAGGGCCACUCCCCUCACGCCACCUGCUUGCUGCUGUCCAGUGGCAUCAAGGCCUCUGCACAUGAGAGGUGCCCUGCUCCCCACCAAAUCAGGCAUCGAACCCCAGCCUUCCCACCAAGCCCCAGCCCUUUCUUUAAAGAUUUUGAGACAGGGUCUCACUAAGUGACUGAGUUGCUCCGAUUGGGUUGGACUUGCCAUCCUCCCGCCUCACUGCUGACGCUGUCUGUACUUACCCUGUGUCCCGGCUUCUGCACGGUCAUCCGCAGGCGAUGCCCCCUGGGCCCUCUGCCUCCUCCCUCAGGAGACCCCUUCUGCUGCCUGGGCCCCAGGUCAUGACUGCAGUGACCUCGAGGACCUUCUCAGGGUGCAGGACAACAGGACUGGGUCCCCAGGCCCUGUCCCCUCUUCCUGGGCUGCUGAGGGAAGGGCGGGGGGGCUUGGGAGCCUCAGGGUCUCUUCUGGACGGGGCGGCUGAGGGCUGGGACAGCGAGGCUGGGUUCGGCAGGGUCCUGCAAGCUCUGCUCCUCAGUUGCCCACCAGCUGCCUCCAUGCUGCCCGGGCAGCUCAAGCGUGCUGCAUCCUUGCACAGGCUCGGGAUGGGGUGACACCUAGUGACCAUCAGGAGCCAACAGCUGCAGCUGUGGGACGAGGGAGGCGCAACAGCAGGAGUGCAGACUCCAGAGGCCCAGGGCAGACUUGGAGCCUGGGCUUUAUCUCAAAAGCAAGGAGCUGCUGGGUGUGGUGGUGCAGGCCUGUGACCCCAGCCCUCAGGAGGCUGAGGCAGGAGGAUUGCUGUAAGUUCGAGGCCAGCGUGGGCUACAUACUGAGACCCUGUCUCAAAAAAAGAAAUAAGCACAGAAUUGCUUCCGCUCCCCUUCUCCCCAUGUGUCCUGCCUUACCCGGCCCACACAGCUGGCAGGGGCCUGGAUUCCAGGAGUCACAUUUUACUGCAGUCAGUGAUUCCCAGAGCAAGAGCAAGGCUUCCUCGGGCGCCCCCUGCCGGUGGUCGGAGGUGUGGCUGCUCCUUCUUGGCGACGGUGGGCGGGGUCCUGCAGUCCAAGUCCGGGUCACCACUGCUGGAUGUAAUCAGUUGACUGAGAAGAGGGAGGGACAGGAGACAACGGAGUGAGCAUCUCUGUGCUGUUGUUCAGGGCCUGCCAAACCCUCUGAGGCCUGAAAAAGAGCAGCCCAGACCUCGUCCUACUCUGUGCAGAGGACAGCACCCCUGCCAUGCCCAGUGCAGGCUGUGGAGAGCGAGCCCUACCCGGGAACAGGCUGCGUGCUGAGCUGAGAGUAACUCGCACCCAAGUCCCGUUCAGGCUAGAAGGACAGUGUUCUAAUCACAGUCACAUGUUGUGUAUUGUGUUCCUGAUCCGAGAGUGCUUUGUCUUGUCUUUUCUGAGCCUUGUUUACAUCCAUUUCCACAGAAACCACACAUCACCUUUACCCCAGUUGAUUGCCAAUAAAAGUCAGCACCCGGGACUGGCCAG